This is a messenger RNA of Cydia splendana, 2788 nucleotides long. RefSeq lists its product as uncharacterized. Lineage: Eukaryota; Metazoa; Arthropoda; Insecta; Lepidoptera; Tortricidae. The record is from RefSeq and is a predicted model, not a curated record. The transcript has 3 exons. Bases 92 to 391 code for a protein of 99 amino acids.
GGCGGGCGUCGCGCGGCCGUCACAUCACGUCCCGCCUUCGCGCGAUACACUGUACACUCCCCACUGUGACUGUAGACUUGAAAACGUGAACAUGAAACGUCUGUUACUCCUCGCAGCCCUGUGCACCUUCGCCGUGGCCAUGGUCCCUAGGCAGAGGAGGGCGAUGGAAGACAACCAAAGCCCCGCAAGCAUCCAGAAGCCAAUCUGUGAGGCGAAGACUCCGUGCGGCUGGAUUUUCUACAAGGAUAAUAUUGAUUAUAUUCAUGAGAGAUGGGAAAGGACUAAUGAUUAUUGUAAAUGCGCCUCAAAUUUGACGUGUCAAGAAGACGAAAACGAUACCACGGGCAAAGCCAUCGUCAAGAGGUGCAAAGCGGGCAACACACAGAGCUAGCGAGCUACGCUUCAACAAACUUCAAGCUGUUUAUCGACGACAAAGCAUCGGUCCCUUUUUAAGAACCUAUCUGUGUCAUCCCAUUCAUCAUUGACUUCGGCGACCGGUAUAACUAACUAACUACAUAUGUGAAAGUUGCGCAAAGUUACCAAAAAGUUGGAAUAGUUUAAUAAUUUCACAGGAAACAAGAGGAAACUUUCAUUUUAGAAAAUGUAUCAACAUUUCCUUUACAAAAAUGUAAAAAAUUCAGUUUUUCGCAGUUUUUGAAACUUUCUGACGGCAAAUGAGUAGUUAUAACUAUGUGUAAAAUUGCCCUUCCGUUUCACAUUGUCCCAAACGAUAUUUCAAAGCAAACUUGUCGAAGCCAUAUCAACUAUCGGACAAUAAUAGUUACGUCUGAUCAAAGAGCGCCGGCCUAGCCCAGGUUACAAUCGCUAUCGCUUCGACAACGAAAAGCUUUGUCUCUCUAUCACUCUUCCAUAUUAGUGCGACAGUGACAGUUGCGUUUAGAUCGCUACGGAGCGUAAGCGAUUGGCAUCUUGGCUACGCGGCAUUCGAAAUCAGAGCGAUAAUGUUGAAAGAUUUUGAAAGCACUAAGAAUUUUAUCGUAAUGUGGUGUUGUCCAACGCAGAAUAGAUUUUUAUCAGACCUUAAAAAACAGCUGCUUAUGUCGGAGAUAAAUACUAAUUUAACUUAUCAGUACAGAUGCUAUCAAAGCAUCAUAUUGUAGUUAUAAGACAAAUUACGAGUAGGUCAGGAAAUGAUCCAAGCUUUCAUACUCGAGCUCAAAUGACUUACAUACUUUUAGGUUAGAGGCGAACUAAAACCAUAAGAAACAAGGAUUUUUAAUAGGUUACCGUAAAAUUAUAAAACUUCGCUCUUUAACAUAACUUUGCCUACCGUUUCACUUUCUUCAGAAAGUGAAUCUGUAACUACUUUAAAGUUAUUUCUCUUUUUCUGAACUGUGACGCGGUGGACAAAUUUAUGUUAAAGGGCAAAGUUUUAUACUUUAACGGUACUGUCUAUUCUCAGCAAAGGGCACUCAAUAUUGCCAGGCCAUAGUUAAUUUGCCAUUUAUUAAGAUUAGUUUACUUUUAGUGCAGUUUUGGAUAUUUUAGCAUUUGCCGCCCCUGUAUUCCGCCUUGUUAUUUUUUAAUUUUAUGUUGACAUGAUUAAAUCACUCGUGUGACCGCAACUGUCUGAUAUUAAUUUGACCAUUUACAUUAAAAAUAUAAAGUGAAAUGAAAAGUGAUAUUCGACAGGCGAAUGUAAACUUCUUGGCUUUAAAUUAGUAAAUUUUCUGUAACUAAAUUAAACAUUGAUUAAAAAACGCACAACAUAUACUUUUCUGAAACCGAACUUGGACACAUUUAAAAGGAUUAGUAAGUAACUAUUUAUUUUUAGCCACAAAAAUGGCAAAAGUGUAUUUAAAUUGUAACGUUAUUGUUUUGGCUAUUUGUGACACUGGACAGUAAUGUUGAGCUAUUCUGAAGAAUUCGCUUAAUAAGGGAUACACUACAGAUAGGUAAUUUAUUUCACGAAAACACAGUAACGUAACAGUAAUAGGUAUAUAUAACAGUAAUUCAAGUAAGAGUACAAUUUUGUUAUUGUACAUUUACAAUUUAAUUUCCAAUGGUGUAUAAAUUAAAUAAUAUAUUAAGUAAGAUUUUUCACCAAUCUGUACAAAUAAAAAUAUAAUAAUAGCCAAUGGUUAAACAAGUUGUGUUGCUGUCACUUCCAUACAUUCAUCAUUACUAUGUGAACGUACCUACUACCAAAGAUCCAUUGAUUGUGUAAGAUGUGUAAACUAAAAACAAAUUCCUAAACGCUGUCCUACCUUGCUGUCAAAAGUUGACCUACCUUGAAAUUGCCAAGUAAUGUAGAUGGCGCUGUACGGCUUCACACAAUAUCCUGUAACUUUAGUUGUCAAACGUUGACGUUUAACAAUUCAGUGACUAUAACACGCAAUACAGCGCCAUCUGGUUCGGCUUCAAACUAGGGGAUAAGUUUCUUUCUUAUAUUUUACCUCUGUUACAAUCAAUAUCUCUUUGCUACUACUCACUAAUAUUUAGUUUUAGUAUUUUCUUCAGUAAAUGUGUGAUGGAUACAAUGUUUGAUGGUAUGAGUAAUGAUGCGAUUAUUAAAGUACUUAAUACCUAGAUUUAAAUAAUAAAUAGAAUAUUAAGGUGAUAUUCGUCUUUCGAAUAUUCACAUUUGCAGUUCCUAUUUUUUUCUUUAAUCAUAUAUUUACGAGUAUGUGAGAGUGAGGCCUAGAUUUCAUUAGAAACAUGCUUUUUGUAAUAAUUGUAGUUUUCUUUAAUGACAUAUUGAGCUGUAUUAUUAAAUAUGUUUCAUUAAUAAGAUUUUCUUAAUAAUUUUUAUUUUUUUAUUUAUAAA